UGCAAGAAUUGGACGUAUUUUGUCGAUCGUCUCGUCUCGUCUCGUCUCUUCAAUUGUUCUGUCCAUCAUCUUCUCAACCUUCACUUCCAUUUUCAUUUUCAUGGAGGUUGUUGAUUUAAAGGUUUGCUUACAUUGUAAGUCUUGCGAAAACUCUGUUCGCAAAACCCUUUGCAAAAUUAAAGGAGUGAAAUGCGUGGAAACGAAUAGAGCUCUGAACAAGAUCACAGUAUUGGGUUAUAUGGAUCGUAAAAUAGUCAUCAAGGAGGUACGAAAAACAGGUAGAAAGGCUGAAGUUUUGUCAUCAUCAUCCUAUCGCCACCCCUCGACACCGCGUUUGAAAAGUCGACGAGCAACAACUGCUUUCAAAUGCAUAAUGCCAUCUUGUUUUCUCUAAAAGAUUCUGGCUCGGGUAAAUACAUGGUCUUGUUUUGAAUGUUUACGUCAUUUUGCAAAAUAAACUUGACAAAUGGGAGACGAAAAUUUGAAUUCUUAAUAUAGAAAAUAUGUCUCAAUCAAUUCAAUUAUGUUUUAAUGGAUUAAUCCAACAAUUAAAUGGUAAAAUGAGUAAUAAUGUGUAAACUAAAAUGAGUGUGUUUUCUUUUUUUAUAAAGUUGUUAAUUGUUAUUGUUCCCAUUGUAA
Molecule: messenger RNA, 639 nt
Organism: Cucumis sativus (cucumber)
Lineage: Eukaryota; Viridiplantae; Streptophyta; Magnoliopsida; Cucurbitales; Cucurbitaceae
Product: heavy metal-associated isoprenylated plant protein 20-like
Exons: 3
Coding region: 101-394 (97 amino acids)
Molecular function (GO): metal ion binding
Source: RefSeq, a predicted model, not a curated record